GACGGAGGGGGCGGAGCGCCAGCGCCAUCACCAUGGAGCCUGAACCCGGGAGCCAGCUCGGGGCCCCCGUCGGCGCUUCUGCCGCCUUCUCGUCCCUACCUCAGCCGCCCCGAGAACAAGAGAGGAAGCUGCAGCAGGAGAAGCUCUCCGGGGUGGUGAAGAGCGUUCACCGGCGGCUGCGCAAGAAAUACCGGGAAGUGGGGGACUUCGAUAAAAUCUGGCGUGAACAUUGUGAGGAUGAAGAAACUCUCUGUGAAUAUGCUGAAGCAAUGAAAAACCUAGCAGAUAAUCACUGGACUAAAACUUGUGAAGGAGAGGGCCGCAUUGAAUGGUGCUGCAGUGUGUCCCGGGAAUAUUUUCAAAAUGGCGGACAACGAAAAGCACUGGAAAAAGAUGAGAAAAGAGCAGUUCUUGUAACUAAAAGUGUUCAAGCUAUGAGUGUUCAACCAACUCCAAAAAGAGAAGGUUCUUCUGAAAAUUCAAACCACGGUUCUGUAAUGGAUGAAUUGCUACAUCCUUCAGGAAAGAUCAGAUUACUUGAUGUUGGCAGCUGUUUUAAUCCAUUUUUGAAGUUCGAGGAGUUUUUGACCGUUGGCAUUGAUAUUGUCCCAGCUGUUGAGAGUGUCUACAAAUGUGACUUCUUAAACCUUCAGAUUCAGCAGCCUCUUCAACUUGCACAAGAUGCUAUUGAUGCUUUCUUGAAACAGCUGAAAAAUCCUAUUGAUUCGCUGCCUGGAGAAUUAUUCCAUGUUGUGGUCUUCUCUCUCCUCCUUUCUUACUUCCCAUCACCUUAUCAACGAUGGAUAUGUUGCAAAAAGGCUCAUGAACUUCUUGUACUAAAUGGAUUGCUGCUUAUUAUCACUCCUGACUCUUCCCAUCAGAAUCGCCAUGCUAUGAUGAUGAAAAGCUGGAAAACUGCUAUAGAAUCCUUGGGCUUUAAACGUUUCAAGUAUUCAAAGUUUUCUCAUAUGCAUCUCAUGGCAUUUAGGAAAAUCUCGCUUAAAACAACAAGUGACUUGGUGAGCAGGAACUAUCCAGGGAUGUUGUACAUCCCCCAGGAUUUCAACAGUAUAGAAGAGGAGGAAUUUUCUAAUAAUUCCUGCUAUAUCCGAUCGGAUGCUGAAGAUGAACAACUGGCCUACAGCUUCAUGGAGCUUCCAGAUGCUCCUUAUGACUCAGACUCUGGGGAAAGCCAGGCCAGCUCUAUCCCUUUCUAUGAGCUAGAAGAUCCUAUAUUGCUUCUAAGUUAAUGUAACAGUUAAAAUCAGCUUUGAAGUCCAACUCCCUUUACUGUAAAACUAACUUUGCUAAAAUGAUAUCUGCUCUGCACAUAAAGCAUUUGCAAAAAGGAAAUGCAAAAGGGUUUUGAGAACUGUCACUAUUUUUUUCUACUUAUGAAUUUUAAAAUUUAUUCUUGUAUUGAAAAGUUGAAGUGUGUUUUAUGCAGAUUGGCUCAAGUCAUAGCAUAAAUAGGGUUUACUUUAAUCUUUGUAUUGGUAAAA
Molecule: messenger RNA, 1502 nt
Organism: Elgaria multicarinata webbii
Lineage: Eukaryota; Metazoa; Chordata; Lepidosauria; Squamata; Anguidae
Gene: BMT2
Product: base methyltransferase of 25S rRNA 2 homolog
Exons: 5
Coding region: 33-1250 (405 amino acids)
Biological process (GO): negative regulation of TORC1 signaling
Source: RefSeq, a predicted model, not a curated record